AUGGCCGAAGAGCAAGCACCGGAGUCGAGCAACAAUGUGGCAGCGUCAUUGGGCCACUAUGUGAUACCAAUAGUGAACAAGCUGCAGGAUAUCUUUGCGCAGCUCGGGAGCCAGUCCACGAUCGAACUGCCUCAGGUGGCGGUGGUUGGUAGCCAGAGCAGCGGCAAAUCUAGUGUCUUGGAGGCGCUCGUGGGACGUGAUUUCCUGCCGCGGGGAAAUGAUAUAUGCACGCGCCGCCCACUGGUGCUGCAGCUCGUGCAAAGGAAGAGGAAUGCUGAUGGGACUGAAGAUGAGUGGGGAGAGUUCUUGCACUUGCCGGGGGAGAAAUUCUUUGAUUUCAACGAAAUACGAAGGGAGAUUCAGGCUGAAACCGAGAGAGAAGCGGGAGGAAACAAAGGCGUGUCAGACAAGCAGAUUCGUCUAAAGAUUUUCUCACCAAAUGUUCUUGAUAUUACUCUUGUGGAUUUGCCAGGCUUAACAAAAGUUGCUGUUGGUGAUCAGCCAUCUGAUAUUGAAGCACGUAUUAGAACAAUGAUAAUGUCAUAUAUAAAACUUCAGACUUGCAUGAUACUGGCUGUUACGCCUGCAAAUUCUGAUUUAGCCAACUCGGAUGCUCUUCAGAUGGCAGGAAUUGCAGAUCCUGAUGGUUAUCGAACAAUCGGAGUAAUUACUAAGUUGGAUAUUAUGGACCGAGGAACUGAUGCCCGCAACUUUUUACUUGGAAAAGUGAUCCCUCUUCGACUGGGUUAUGUAGGUGUUGUGAAUCGUAGUCAAGAGGAUAUUAUGAUGAAUCGGAGCAUCAAGGAUGCAUUAAUAGCUGAGGAGAAGUUCUUUCGUAGUCGGCCAGUAUAUAGCGAUCUAGCUGAUCGCUGUGGAAUUUCUCAGUUGGCAAAGAAGUUGAACCAGAUUCUCGUGCAACAUAUCAAGACAGUUCUUCCAGGGUUAAAGUCGCGCAUUAGUGCCACACUGGUUACUGUUGCAAAGGAGCAUGCUAGCUAUGGGGAAAUUACUGAAUCUAAGGCUGGCCAGGGAGCACUACUACUUAAUAUUCUUUCAAAAUACUCCGAAGCAUACUCUUCAAUGAUAGAAGGGAAAAAUAAAGAGAUGUCAACAUCUGAGCUGUCUGGUGGAGCAAGAAUCCAUUACAUUUUCCAAAAUAUAUUCGUGAAGAGCUUGGAGGAGUUUGACCCUUGUGAGGAUUUAACUGAUGAUGACAUCCACACUGCCAUUCGAAAUGCAACUGGUCCUAGAUCUGCAUUGUUUGUGCCAGAAGUUCCAUUUGAAGUUCUUGUUAGAAGACAAAUAGCUCUCUUGUUGGACCCAAGUCUCCAGUGUGCUAGAUUCAUCUAUGAUGAGUUAGUGAAGAUGAGUCAUCGUUGUAUGGUCAAUGAAUUGCAACGGUUUCCAAUCCUAAGAAAGCGCAUGGAUGAGGUUAUAGGAAAUUUUUUAUGGGAAGGCCUUGAGCCAUCAGAGACAAUGAUAGGACACAUAAUUGAAAUGGAGAUGGAUUACAUUAACACUUCCCAUCCAAAUUUUAUUGGUGGGAGUAAAGCUCUAGAGAUAGCACGCCAACAGAUCAAGGCCCCCAGGGUUGCUGCACCCAUUUCCAGGCAAAAGGAUACAGGAGAUUCGGAGAUAGCGCCAAACCCAGAGAAAAAUCUCAAAUCUCGUGCUAUUGUUGGUAGGCAUGUUAAUGGAAUUGUUCCUGAGCAGGGUGUUCGACAUCCUGCAAAUGGCGAGAAAACUACACCAUCUGUUAGCAGUACUGGUGCCACCUGGGGAAUAUCAUCAAUUUUUGGCAUCUCUGAUCGUUCAUCUAUUAAAGAGAAUUCAACAAGCAAGCCAUAUAGUGAACCUGUUCAGAGCAUCAUUGAUCAUGGAGUUUCAUUGAUUCAUUUGAGAGAGCCCCCUAUUGUCUUGAGGCCCUCAGAAACACAUUCUGAUGAGGCGGCUAUUGAAAUCACCGCUACGAGACUGUUAUUGAAGUCAUAUUAUGACAUUGUGCGGAAAAACGUUGAAGAUUUUGUGCCGAAGGCAAUCAUGCAUUUUCUGGUGAACCAUACCAAAAAAGAGCUUCACAAUGUUUUCAUCAGAAAACUUUACAGAGACAACUUGUUUGAAGAGAUGUUGCAGGAACCUGAUGAGGUCUCAGUCAAGAGAAAACGUACCCGUGAGACACUUAGGGUUCUGCAACAAGCUUUCCGGACGUUGGAUGAACUACCACUUGACGCAGAGACAGUCGAGAGGGGCUACAAAUUAAGUACCGAUCCCACAGGCCUGCCAAAGAUCCAUGGGCUUCCAACCUCAUCUUUAUAUACCACCAGCAGUGGUUUGACUGAGUCCUAUCCUGCUUCGCCCAAGAACCCAAAGCCCCGCAAGUCAUCACAUUCAGGGGAGAUGCAUUCGCCAUUUUAUGGUAACGCAGAUGGUAAUGGCAGUGGGCGCAGUCCUUAUCCGACAGUUGACAUGUAG
Messenger RNA from Fraxinus pennsylvanica, 2472 nucleotides. The record is from the annotation of a GenBank genome assembly. NCBI's taxonomy places the organism in Eukaryota, Viridiplantae, Streptophyta, Magnoliopsida, Lamiales, Oleaceae.